Molecule: messenger RNA, 1824 nt
Organism: Aspergillus pseudonomiae
Lineage: Eukaryota; Fungi; Ascomycota; Eurotiomycetes; Eurotiales; Aspergillaceae
Product: Zn(II)2Cys6 transcription factor
Exons: 3
Coding region: 1-1824 (607 amino acids)
Biological process (GO): DNA-templated transcription; regulation of DNA-templated transcription
Molecular function (GO): zinc ion binding; DNA-binding transcription factor activity, RNA polymerase II-specific; DNA binding
Source: RefSeq, a predicted model, not a curated record
AUGCAGCGACGACGUCGAAGGCAGCUUCCAGUCUCGUGUCAGCUCUGCCGGUCCAUGAAGUUGAAAUGCAGUCGCGACCAACCCUGCUCCAACUGCGUCAGCCGCGGGGUUACCUGUGAGCGCGCAUAUCGGGUGGAGCCGACCACCUUGUCCAUCGUGUCUCCCAGCACUACUGACCCCGUGCAAGCGCAGACAACGUACUUGCAGCAGCCGGGGUGGUCCGCUAAUCCCAGUGCCGGUACUGGCACCGGCAGCAAUACCGAGAUCCUGUCGCGUCUACAGCGGCUGGAAGACAUCAUUCUUCGGACCCACAGUGCCGCUGCUCCGCGUCCCUCUACGGAGCCCUCAUACAUUUCCGAGGGCGAGGGGGACUCGAAAUGGCUGGAAGGGGUCGGGACCCGUGACACUUCCGUGGCGUCCGGUAAUUCCUCAUCCGUGGGCAGCUGUGUCGCCAGAGCGUGGUUGCCACUGAAGAAUGAGGCGGCCUGGCUGCUAAAGCGCUACGGCGAAGAUGUCACCUAUCUACAUCACAUCCUUCAUCUCCCGUCGGUGCGCCAGCAGAUGGAGGAUUUGUACAAGCAACUAUCCCUGGGGUUACAGAUAGAGCCCUGCCAUGUCGCAUUAGUUCUCAGCAUUUUUGCCAGCACGGCCUACACGCUCACCCCUCUUACCGGCGGGGACGCGGUAUUCACCAACGAGCAGACAGCUGUCAAGUGUGCCUUCCUGUGGAGUAAGAUGGCCUUGGAUGUGCUGGAGCACUCCAGCCGCAGCACCUCCGGCUCCAUCGAAGAUAUCCAGGCGACCAUCAUCCUGUCCUUUGUCAUUUUCAACUUCGAGGGCUUCACCAUGCGCUUCCGCGCACUCAGCGCCAGCGCCCUAACCAUGGCCCGCGAUUUGUCGCUCCAUCGCUUGGACGCGCGGCCGGACCGACUGCCUGGCCUCCAAGCACCACUGGACAGCGAUAUAGGGCGGGAGAUCAAACGCAGGUUGGCCGACAUUUGCCGCAGCGCCAUCGAUGCGCUACCCCCGCCCUUUUCGGACUGGGGCGAGGUGAACUACGAUCGGUUCAUCUCGCUGGACCAGCGCUUCGAAGCCUUCAUCCGCAGUCUCCCAGUCUUCUUCCGCCUCGACGAGGCCAGCCGCCGUCAGAGCCGAGACGUCGAGCGCCAGUACCCCCAGAUAAUCGUGCAGCGGUACAUCCUCUGGUCGACCCUGCAGGGGCGCCGGUCGAAGUUGAAUCAGCCCUUCCUCACGCGCGUGUCCAUGAACCCACGCUAUCAAUAUUCACGGAAAGUGUGCCUGCAGUCGGCGCGCUGUGUGAUUGAGCUUAAGGCCCUCAUGGAUCAUGACAUGGCCUCGCUCGCCCGGCUGGCCACCUUCCUCCACAACUACUUCCUGGCCACCGCGGUGCUGGUCAUGGAUCUGUGCCUCAAUAAGGAGGGGGGCAGCGGCGAAGACCGUCGCCAGGAGAUCGUUGACGCGUGCCGCGUCCUGCAGGAGGCCGAGGCGACGUCGCCCAUGGCGAGCAGGUUUUUGAAGUCCCUCAUGGACAUCUUGCAGAAGUAUCAGAUCCAAGUCCUGCCGGCAACCACGGUCCCGGAUGUGCGACCACUGUCGGCUAACACCGGUGUCAGUGGCGUGCCAGAUCCGAAUCUGCCGGACAGGGACCUGGUGAGCCCCAGCCAGAUCUUGCCAAGUGCGUACGAUCCGUUGGAAAAUGCGAGCAUUGAUGAUGUAUGGCAGAACUUCAUCAAUCUGGAUCAGAACUGCAGCCCCGGCAGCUGGGAUCAUUUAUUUUCGGCCUUAGACAACAGAAUUGUGUGA